Molecule: messenger RNA, 558 nt
Organism: Racocetra fulgida
Lineage: Eukaryota; Fungi; Glomeromycota; Glomeromycetes; Diversisporales; Gigasporaceae
Source: the annotation of a GenBank genome assembly
AUGAGUACAACAUUCGAAGGAAUAUCUUCUAUGCAAAAGGUGCUAAAAAGUCUAAGAAGAAGUCAUGUAAACAUAAGAAAUGAAAAUGUAAGGUUUAUAAAAGGCAGUAAUUUUAAUAUAUCAUUAAUCUAUUAUUUAGUAGAUGCGAGUUACAUUGUGCAAGCAGUUGCUCAAGCAGUCGCGGCAGUAUUUAGUAAGGGGAAAGAAAGAGCAAGAUCAUCAUUGUCCUUAAGCUCUAGUAGCUUAGGAGCUACUAGUAGUGAAGAUGAAAGUGAGGUAGAUCCAUUAGUAGGAAAAAAGGUAGAUCAGGUAGUAGAGGUAGUGAUAGGUCAGUUAGUAGGAGCACAAGCUAGCCAAUCACAAAACGUGAGGCAAAAGCUGAUUCUGGCUAUUGCAAAAAAAUUACCAGAAUAUUGGCACCAUUCUGGUGUGAUUGAAAAAAUUCUAAAACAACAUCAUAAGAUGCAACGACGAACAGCAACAAUAAAUGCUGAUCCAAAAUUAAAGGCCUACAAUCGCACCAAAAUGGGGAAAAAUAGAUCAGUCAAAGAAUGGUGA